This is a messenger RNA of Nannospalax galili (Upper Galilee mountains blind mole rat), 3570 nucleotides long. RefSeq names its product 5-phosphohydroxy-L-lysine phospho-lyase (gene Phykpl). Bases 1967 to 3331 code for a protein of 454 amino acids. The transcript is spliced from 10 exons. Lineage: Eukaryota; Metazoa; Chordata; Mammalia; Rodentia; Spalacidae. Gene Ontology annotation, cellular component: mitochondrion. Gene Ontology annotation, molecular function: transaminase activity; pyridoxal phosphate binding. The record is from RefSeq and is a predicted model, not a curated record.
GCCCCUGGUAAGAACAAGGCCCGAAGAGGAAAGUCACCCAUGCUGGGUACAGCAUAAUGAAGCUGCCUGGGGAGUGGAGAAGGCUUCAAGGAGAGGUUCCUUCUUUCCCGUUAGAGAUCCUGGAGCUUUUUCUGAGGGAUCUCAGCAAGGGACACCAUGGCCCCCCUACCAGGAUCACAGGGCUUAAUGAGGUGUAAUGGGUUUUCUUUCUGCUUCAUGGAUACAGUCCUCAGGUGGCUCUGAAAGGUACAGAAACAUCAAGUGCCUCUACAAAGAAAUAAGAAAUUACUGAAGGGUCAUUUUCUGGAGAAAGAAUACAGGGUGUCAUGAGGCUUGACCUGAUGGUGCCUCCCUGUGGAUGCUAAAGGCCAUGAAGAGGCAGCUAAGGAACACGGAAUGAAGGGGGCUGCCCACUCCACUGGAAGUAUCCCUGUACAAAGGCCCGGUGGCAUGAAAGUGCCUGAGGCACCAAAAGAGGAAGAGGUGACAAUGGAGAAGGACCCAGGAUUUUAUCAGUCAAGUGAAAAGCUGCUUUUUAUCCUAAGAUUACUGGAAAGCCUUCAGAGGGUUUUAACUAGGAAGGUGGUGUCAUGAGGAGGAAAACAAAAGUGGCUUGUGUUGGGCCCUUGUAUCUAGUAGUAGCAACGACAGAAUCACAUUCCAACAUAUGGUAGGUAGUGGUAUUUGGAUUAUAGUAAUGACCACAGUGACGUUGCCACCCACAAGCUGUAUUCUUCAGUCCCCUGAAUAAUUUAUAGGAAGUAGACUUACUGUCUUCAUUUUACAGAUGAGGCGGCAGUUCAAAGGAAGGGGCCACCUGGUAGUGCUUACCUAGUAUGCAUAGGGCACUUCAAUCUCUAGUACCACAAAAUAAAAAGAGAGUAAGUGGGAGGGAAGGAAGGAAAGGAGGGAAGGGGCUGGCUAGGAAAUGGAAACACCUAGACUGGGAAGAGCUGGGCACAGGGAGCGGCCCAUCCUGUUGGUUCACCCCACCAAGUUCAUUCCAUGUGGACUCUAGUGACUUCAUGUUGCCAUAUCCUGUGAGUCUGCUCUCUUGCCUGUUUCUCAGCAGGGUUUGACAGAGCUGACACUGUCUCUGAAGACGCCUUUUCCUCUUGCUUCCAGGAUACCCUGCUCUGGUGUCUACCAGCUUCUGGGGCCGCUUCUCUAACUCUUUGCUGAUUCUUCCUCUGUCCUGUGAGGCAGGUCCUGGGCGAGAUUUCCCUCUAAGCCCUCUCCUCUGUGAGCUGGCCUAUCUGCUUACUUGUCAUCCAUGUGAAGGCAGCAUAAAUCUGUAUCAAGCCUCCCACAUGUUUAUCUUAAGGUUCUGAGUGGCCACUUGACAAUCAUCUCAAGUUUCACAUAUCUGAAGACAGUCAUGAAAUGCCUUCUACCUGCACCUGUUCUGAAAUCAUGGCACUGGGUCUCCCCAGCACAUGCCAUGUACACACCAUCUCACGUGCAUGUGCUCAGGAGCAAAACCACACACACAGUCCUGCCUCCAGGACAUCUCUCUGUCCAUCCUCAUGGCCACCAGCUGCUCUCAUCCAGGCAACCUCCAGGGCCUCUACCUGGAAUCUUCUCCCUCAGGACUUAGGAAGAAGUCCUAAGGUGUCACUUCCUUGCGGAAGUAUCACUGACCCCACUCUCUCAGUUGCCAGGGUAGCCAUAAUAAAAGACCCCAGACUAAAGGGCUUGAGCAAUAGAAAUGUAUUUUCUCACAGUUCUGGAGGUAGAAGUCCCACAUCAUAAAGUUGGCAGAGUCAGCUUCCCCUGAGGCCUUGCUCCUGGGCUUGCACAUGGCUGCCAUCCCACUACCCUCACAGGACUGGCCGUCUGUGUGCACACGUUCCUAGUGUCCCCUUGUGAAUCCAGAACUCUUCUCAUAAGGACACCAGUCAGAUCAGACUGGGGCUUGCCCUGAGGGCCUCCUUUUUACUUACCUCUUUAAAAGCCUCAUCUCCAAAUGCAGUGGCAUAUAGACCAUUCUACAGUACUGGGAUCAAGGCUUCAGUAUACUCAUUUUAGGGGAACACCAUUAGCCUCUAACACCCUCCAUUCCAUUCCCGCUCCGCAGCACCUGUAUCCAGUACUAGUACUUAGAAGAACUAUGCCUAUGCCUUUGUUUUUUGACUUUCAAGACACAGCAGAGUAUGUUUCAGGGAGGACGAGGGCACAUCUGUCUUACUGCUUGCUUCCACCCUGGUCCUAUCACAUGAGCAAGCAAUGCCUGACCAAUGGUGUCCUGAGAAUUCUCCGCCUCUGUGGAAAGCCCUCAGAUGGCAUUCCAGGUCAUACCCACAUUUUCUGUCACAGAUCAGAAGCCAAUGACCUGGCCCUGCGCCUGGCUCGCUGCUACACAGGACACCAGGAUGUGGUAGUAUUAGACCAUGCUUAUCACGGUCACCUGAGCUCCCUGAUCGACAUCAGCCCCUACAAGUUCCGGGACCUGGAUGGCCAGAAGGAAUGGGUCCACGUGGCUCCUCUCCCAGACACCUACCGGGGCCCUUACCAGGAGGACCACCCCAAUCCAGCUGAGGCCUAUGCCAACGAGGUGAAGCACCUGGUGAGCAGUGCACAGGAGAAGGGCAGGAAGAUUGCAGCCUUCUUUGCCGAGUCCCUGCCCAGUGUGGGUGGCCAGAUCAUUCCCCCUGCCGGCUAUUUCUCCAGGGUGGCAGAGCACAUCCACAGGGCCGGAGGGCUCGUUGUCGCAGAUGAGAUCCAGGUUGGUUUUGGCCGAGUAGGCAAGCACUUUUGGGCCUUCCAGAUGCAGGGGGAAGACUUUGUCCCUGACAUUGUCACCAUGGGCAAGUCCAUCGGCAAUGGCCACCCUGUUGCCUGUGUCGCCACCACCCAAGCGGUGUCAAGAGCAUUUGAAGCCACUGGUGUGGAAUACUUCAACACAUUUGGUGGAAAUCCUGUGUCCUGUGCUGUGGGACUGGCAGUCCUGGAUGUCUUGGAAAAGGAGCAGCUCCAGGCUCAUGCAGCCAGUGUGGGCAACUUCCUGAUGGAACUCCUCAGCCAACAGAAAGCCAAACAUCCCAUCGUUGGAGAUGUCAGGGGUACUGGGCUCUUCAUUGGUGUGGACCUGAUCAAAGAUGAGGCCAUGAGGACACCAGCAACACAGGAGACUGAAUACGUGGUAUCCAGGCUUAAGGAUAAGCACAUUCUGCUGAGCGCUGAUGGCCCUGGGAGGAACGUCCUGAAGUUUAAGCCCCCAAUGUGCUUUAGCCUGGACAACGCACAGUAUGUGGUAGCAGUGCUGGAUGACAUACUAACAGAUAUGGAAGAAAAAUUGAGAAGUUGUGAGACACUGAGGAUCCAGCCCUGAGACAGCCCAGAAGAUACUCAUCCUACUUAAAUACUAACAGAACCCAGACUUCCACCUAACAGAUAAAAGUACGCCUCUGAGGCCAAACUGCCUGCCACCCCCACCCCUGGUCAGUCCAUUGUUGUGAUGUCUGAAUCUCAGCAGGAACUGCAGUGAGAUUUACUGGGGGUGGGGUGCUUCUACCUAUAAAUAAAUAUUAAUGGUUUGCUUAAGAAUAGUUCUGACACCCAUUAAAAACA